Molecule: messenger RNA, 6888 nt
Organism: Carassius gibelio (silver crucian carp)
Lineage: Eukaryota; Metazoa; Chordata; Actinopteri; Cypriniformes; Cyprinidae
Product: protein mono-ADP-ribosyltransferase PARP14
Exons: 25
Coding region: 145-6090 (1981 amino acids)
Biological process (GO): negative regulation of gene expression
Cellular component (GO): cytoplasm; nucleus
Molecular function (GO): transcription corepressor activity; NAD+ poly-ADP-ribosyltransferase activity
Source: RefSeq, a predicted model, not a curated record
GAGCAGAUCAAAAGCAAAAGUGAAACUUACCGGAGUCAGAUUUCAGUAAAACACCGGUAACCGAGCAGUUCCUUCAGAUUCGGUCUUCAGAUGUCUCGUCGGGGAUAUAAAGUUUUUAUAAGAUAGGUUUGGUGUGAGUGUGAGAUGGAAGAGAAGAGUCUGAUUCUCGAGGGUCUUCCGGAUGAUUUCCACAGAGUCAAAGCAAAGGUCGAGCUUUACUUCAGAAACAAAAGAAGAUCUGGAGGAGAAACCUUGCAGAUCCGAGAACAUCCAGACGACAAACGAAAAGCACUGCUGGUCUAUAUAAGAGACGAGGAUCUGAAGAAGGUGCUUGACAAAAAGAUCCAUAAAGUUGAUAUCAAACCUCAUGGAUCUGUUGAAGUGACCGUGAAGCUCCCAGAAGAAACACAAAUCAAGAUCAAACCACAAGUACUGCCCAAACCCAGACCAGAGACCCUUGCCCUGAGAUCAUCGCCUGCUGCUGCCAGACAGGUCUCUCCCGUCAGAAAGCCUUCUACUGCAAUUAAAGAAGAUGAGGAGGCUUCUGAGCUCCCGGAUCUUCUCAUUAGCACCUGUGGAUCGGUGGAGAAGGAGACCCUUCAGAUGUAUUUUGAGCAGUUCACAGAACAGUUUGAGCUAGCGAAGCACGGGAAUAACAGCUGGAUCCUGACGCUCUGCAGUCGGUCAGAUCUAGAGGAGAUUUUGGGCCAGAAAGAGCAUGAGUUUGGUAUAAGUUUAGCGGUGUAUAGAGGAGGAGGUGUGGGAGAGCAGCUGGACCCGCGGCGCUUCAUCUUGACCGGCUUCGAUGGAGACACAGACUGCAGGAUGAUCUCACUCUUCAUCGGCAGCUGUAGCAGGACAACAGAGCACACCUGGGAGACGCUCGACGGGGACAGGAUAGUAGUCUCCUUCAGACACGAUAUCGGUGCGUUUCUGUCUUCUCAUCGCUCUCUGCCCGAGAACAGCCUCCUAAAGAACAAACCUAAUGUUGAGAAUGCACCUGUCGUUCCUGUUGUGAUAGAUGCACAUGCAGUGGUGGAACAAACACACAAUGUUUGCGGCACAGAAGUUCACGCUUCACUCUUCUACUCAAGUUUACAAAAGGCUCUAACUGGAGAAAAACCAGCCCUAACUGAUCAAAUAUCCACAAAAGUGAAGGUUCCUGUCAGUGAAGAGCUGCUCCGUUUCUUUGAAACCAGCGAGCGAUGCAGAAAACUGCUGGAGAGUGACGCCAAACGCUUUCAUGCCAAAGUGCUCGUUGACCGCUCCACCGCAGAACAUGAACUGAUUCUGGAGAUGGACGUCAAGAAAGAGUCACUGGCUGCGCUGCAGAUCGCUCCCACGUGGAAGUCCACGACACUGAGGGAAAUCCAGUCCUUUCUGAGCAGAUAUGACACCGCAGAGCUGACGGCGGAGAAGGACGUCUGGACCAGAUCUGAGAACAUCUGUAACGGUCUCGUCACGCUUAACACUGCGCUCUUCUACAGCCAGAUCAACUCUAAAGCUGUGAUUACUGGAGAGAAAGAGGAGGUGAAGGUGCUGUCAGACAAGAUCAGGACAGUCCUGGAGAACACUGCUGCUGCGGUGGAAGCAGAAAGAAACACCACCCAGGUGGACAUCCAGCUAGACUGCAGAGAGACGUGUGAUCUCAUAAAAGAGCGAGUGGAGUCCAGGUUAGGACAGGUGAGUUUCUCACACGAUGAGAAGCAGCACAUCAUCUCUCUCAGAGGUCUGAAGGAUCAGGUAGAUCCAGUGGAGAUGAUCAUCAAGCAAACGCAGAAGAACAUCAUCACACACCAGCUCAAGCUUUCUUCACAUCUCACUCACUUUCUCAAGUCUCUGGAUCUUAAAAAGUUCGAGCAAGACUAUUUUCUCCCAAGCCACAUUCCAGCUAGACUUUUAAAGCGACAGGAUUUUUUUGUGAUCUUAGUUGAGAAGGAGAACCAGAAGAGAGCUGAAGACAGAAUAAGUGAGAUUCUCCAAGAGCAGGUUCUACAGCUUUCUCCCAAUCAGACCGGUGAAACCUGGACACACUUUCUCAGGAAUCUUCAAGAUGAAAAAGAAUUGCUCCAGAAAGCUCACGAUAUCAGGAUCACUAAAUCAAAUAAUGAGGUUAUAAUAUGUGGGUUUUCCAGUGCGGUGGCAGAUGUUACAGGAAAAGUGAAGACAUAUCUAGACAACAAGGAACCAACGACUGAGAACGUCGCUCUGAAAUCUGUGCGAGAGGCUGAAUUUGUGGAGUCCUGUCUGAAUCUGUGUGAGCUCCCAGACCUGAAGCGCUUCGGCGUGACGGUACUCGCUCACAGAACAUCAGACGCCCCGUGUCUGAGAGUCACAGCACCUAAAGACAAGCUCAGAGACGCUGUGUGUGUCGUACAGCAGCACAUCUCAUCCAUCCUUCUGCAGAGCCAUACAUACGGCAAAGCAGGAGAAGCAAAGGUCCUGGAGAAACUUGAAGCCAGUGUGAAGACCAAAGCUAAGGAGAUGCAGUGCAGUCUGUAUUUAUCACAAGAGCAUGUGGUCAAAUCUGUUCCUCCGAAGAACUUCACACACAAAAUAGAUAACUUCAUGACCCUGAACAUCACAGAGGGAGACCUGCACCAUUACACCGCCGACGCUUUGACCUGUCCGAUGAAUACCAGUCUAGCGUUCAAUAACCCUGUGGCUCAGUGCUUUGUCCAGUUCGGAGGAGACACGAUUAGGGAGGUGUGUAGAGCUCAGCAGAAGCACCAGCCUGGAGACGUGGUGCUCAGUGAUGCUGGGAAGCUCAGCGCCGGGACACUCAUCUACGCCGUGUUUCCUCAGAAAGGACAGAAGCUGGACUCUCACUAUCUUCAGUCAGCCGUGUAUAACAGCCUCCUGAAAGCUGAAGGGGAAGGAUGCGCCUCGAUUGCACUCCCAGCUGUUGGGUGUGGAAGCUUCGGGUUCUCCGUCAAAGAGAGUUGUGUGGCGCUCCGAGCCGCUGUUCUUCAGUUCUAUCAGAAGUCUCCUAAAAACAUCAGACACAUCAGUGUAGUGGAUUCAGACCAGAGGACCGUUGAGGAGUACAACGCUCUGAUCCAGGAACUAGGAUUUCCUGACACUACAGUGGUUCCCCUACCAUCCUUGAAGCUUAAACACAGAUCAGACACGAGGGUGCUGAUCAAUGGUGUGCAAAUAUUCCUGAAAAAGGGUGACAUCACCAAAGAGACGGUGGAUUUUAUAGUGAAUUCAACCAACAAAAGUUUAGAUCUUAACACUGGUGUCUCUGGCGCCAUCUUAAAAGCUGCUGGUCAAUCUGUUGCUGACGAAUGUAAAAAGCAAGCUCCUCUGAAGGCCGGCGCAGCAGUGCUGACGGGUCCUGGAGCGCUUCGGUGUAAGUACAUCGCUCAGAUGGUUGGGCCGGAGAGCACCGCAGACAUCACAUCAUCUCUAGAAAAGGUUCUGAACCUCUGCGAAGACAAAACAGCCACAACUCUGGCCAUUCCUGCCAUUGGAACAGGACGCGGUGGCUUUCCUCCGAAGGAAUCGAUCAAAGCCAUCCUCUCAGCAAUCGAGAAACAUCUGAAGCAGCCGAACUCAUCCUGCCUCCGGAGCAUCUCUAUAGUGGCUUUUGAACAGAAGACCUUCGAUGACUUUCGUGACCAUUUUAAAGUGUGGAAUAAGCCUGCAUCCGGCAAGAUGCCUGAAAAUCAAGUCAAAAUUGGAAGUGUCAGAAUCGAGGUGAAGAAAGGUGACAUCACUAAUGAAACGGUCCGAGGGAUCGUAAACACCACCAACAGGGACAUGAGUCUGAGAGGAGGCGUCUCGGGUGCCAUAUUUAAAGCGGCUGGAGCAUCUGUGGAGCAGGAGUGCCAAAAGCACGGUCCUUUGCAGAAUGACAUCCCAGCCGUGACCAGCGGCGGAAACCUGCAUUGCGACUUCAUCGUUCACAUGGUUGGCCCUCACUCGGCGGCAGAGGUGAGAUCCCGCGUGAAGAACGUUCUGGAGCGCUGCGAGGAGAAGCAGAUCACCACGGUCUCCUUCCCUGCUGUGGGCACGGGUGCUGGAGGUGUUGAGGGUGAGGACGCCAUUGGUGCAAUGCUGCAGGGCUUUGAAGAUCAUCUGUCUCAAAACAUCUCGACUGUGAUCAAGCUCAUCUACGUUGUGAUUGACCGGGACAAUGUCCUACAAGAGUUUCAGAAAGGUCUCAAAACAUGGAUUGCAAAUACACAGGACAGUGAAGAUGAUGAUGAGUGGGAGGAUUACAGCUCAACAGAAGACAGUUCCUCGUCUGACCAAGGAGCCAACGCAAACCCAGUUGAGGUGUUGAUGGGCCCAAUUAAAGUCAAGGUGUUUAGUGGAGACAUCACCAAAGAGAUUGUCGAGGCUAUUGUUAACAGCACGACUACAAGCCUUGAUUUGAACACGGGUGUAUCAGGAGCCAUUCUCAAAGCAUCAGGACAAACGGUGGUGAACGAGUGCAAAUCAAAAGCGCCUCAGCCUGCCGACGGCGUGAUCCUGACCAAAGCUGGAAAUCUUUCAAAUAUCAAACACAUCAUCCAUAUGGUUGGGCAGACCAAUGAGAAAGGCAUCAGCAGCUCCAUGUACAAAGUUCUGAAGAUGUGUGAAGAAAAUAAGAUUCAGUCGGUUUCAUUCCCAGCUCUUGGAACAGGAGCAGGAAACUUAGCUGCUGCCGGAGCUGCCAAUGCAAUGACAGAAGCUCUGACCAACUUUAUGAAGGACUCACCAAAACACCUGAAGCGCGUCCACAUCGUGAUCUUCCAAGCGAAGCUGCUGCCAGACUUUCAGCAAGCGGUCAAGAAGUGCAAGAAGAUUUCUCCAAAUGCUUCUGCGCGUCUGGUCAAACCCCUCCAGAAACCGGUGAUCCCUGUGCCGACACCGAGACCAGCUGUUUGUCUAGCCAAAGAAACCGCCGCUGUAUUGUUCCCGGUUAUGGCUGUAGAUGUUUACGGGACGUCCCCUACAAACCUCGGCAAGGUCAAGAAGCUCCUGGAUGAGCUGGUCAAGGAGGAGUGCAUUAGUAAAGACGUCCAGUCGAGCCACAUCACAGAUCUUCCUGAGACGGACAAGAAGGCCAUUGUGGCCCUCAGCCGAGCCAAUCAAGUCAGCAUUCUGGUGACCAGCUGGGAUACGUUAACGGUAUCAGGGAAGAGAGACGAUGUCUUAGAUGCAGUGCUGAAGAUAAAUGGCUUCCUCCAGGCAGUGCGAGACCGAGAGAUGCGUGAAGGUGAGGUGAAGCGUCUGCGGGAGACGCUGUGUUGGGAAGUGGCCAGAGGAGAUCGCUGGGAGUCGCUGGAGCCCGGCAUCAGCUACGACAUCGAGCUGGCCUUCCACCGCAAGCAGAAGAGCUUCCAGUACCAGGAGAAGAGCGAGACCUACACCGUGGACUUCAACAAGAUGGAGGUCACAAACAGCAAGCUGGAGUCCUGCAGGAUCAAGAGGACUCUGAUGGGAGGUUCUGAUACGGCAAUCAUUCAUCCCCCUCCAACAUGGACCAAAAUGGAUGGACGGGAUUUAGAAAUAAUCACAUUACAAUCAGAUUCGGUGGAAUACAAGAACAUAGAAACAGCCUUUCUGAAAUCCAGCAUACACCGUGAUGUGAAACCCGUCAAGGUCCAACAGAUCGACAGGAUUCAGAGUCAGUCGCAGUGGCAGAGAUACUGUGUGCUGAAACAGGCCGUGGAUAAGAAAUACCCCAAACAGACAAACGAGCGCCAGCUUUAUCACGGAACGACCAAAGACAUAUGCCAGAAAAUCAACAAGAACGGCUUCAACCGCAGCUUCUGUGGGAGAAACGCGGUGGUUCAUGGUGAAGGCACCUACUUCGCUAGAGAGGCCUGGUACUCCUGCCACGACCAGUACUCCAACCCAGACGACCAACAGCUGAAGUACAUCUACCGAGCGCGAGUGGUGACGGGCUCGCUGUGUAAGAGCAGAGGUGGGAUGAAGGAGCCGGAUCCGAUCAACCCUGCUGACCCACGGGCCGGACUGCACGACUGCGCCGUGGAUGACCUAAAGAACCCGUUCAUCUUCGUGGUGUUCUGUGACGCGGGAGCGUAUCCAGAGUACCUCAUCACCUUCAAAUCCAUAGUCCUCAAGAGUCCAUAGUCCUCCAGAAAACUCUACAAGUGCACACUGGCCCUGAAUGCUGCUGACAGAGAUUAUGGGAGUCUUCGCAAUAUUACUGUGACAAACACAUGAACUGAUGUUUUCACGCAUUACUUUAUUCAGUAGGGCUGUCAACUGCCAGAAAUCACUUUAUUAAUAACACGAUAAUAUAUUCACUGAGAAAAGCUACAAAAUAAAGAAAAUUCAAAGACAUUUAAAGGAACAGUUCACCCAAAAAUUAAAAUGGUCAUCAUUUACACAACUUCAUGUUAUUCCAAAACAAAUGCUGUUCCCCAAUGACUUCUAUAGUGUUUUUUUUUCCAUACUAUGGAAGUCAUUGGGGAACAGCAACUGUUUGAUCACCAGCAUUCUUCAAAAUAUCUUCUUUUGUGUUCAAUAGAAGAAAAACCCACAGAUUCGGAACAAUUUGAGGCUGAGUAAAUGAUGACAGAAUUUCUAUAUUCAUGUGGACGGUCUCAGUGUGACACGAGUAAACAGACAACAGUUGUCUUUAGAGGGGAAUAUAGUCUUAUAAUCUACCAUCACUGACCUCUGUUAACCUUUCAUCAUCUGCUGGAGGCCUUUUACAUGCCACAUGCUCUCGUGCUUUGCUUUUAAAAUGUGUUUGACUAAAAGAGGAGCAUUAGGGGUUAUGAUUUUAACCGCAUUAUUGUCUCAUCAUUAAUCAGCUGACAGCCCUGCUUCAUUCUGAGCACACCAAAUUUUGAUACGCAAAUGUUUGCUUCUAUCUGAAAAUGUAUAAUGCUAAUAAACAUAUUAGUAUUCUGCUUUGAUUGA